Syngnathus acus (greater pipefish) is the source of this 1457-nucleotide messenger RNA. RefSeq names its product heparan sulfate (glucosamine) 3-O-sulfotransferase 3-like (gene hs3st3l). NCBI's taxonomy places the organism in Eukaryota, Metazoa, Chordata, Actinopteri, Syngnathiformes, Syngnathidae. Gene Ontology annotation, molecular function: [heparan sulfate]-glucosamine 3-sulfotransferase activity. The record is from RefSeq and is a predicted model, not a curated record. Bases 320 to 1402 code for a protein of 360 amino acids. The transcript has 3 exons.
GAGUUAUCCCCUUGAGAUAAAGCAUGCUGGAGAGUUGCAAAGUAAUUCCGUGGAGGGGAAAGGGUGAGAAACACUCUGCACGAUUCCAAUUCAAGAUUGACAUUUACUGUGCACGACGGGGAGGUCAAAUCGUAGAAAAGUAAAUCAAGUUUGAGAAAGCGACGGAUUUGGUGACGCGCGGGCGCUCGUGGCGCACAAGACGGAACUCUCUGCAAGUUUUCUUUUCUUUUUUUUUCUUUUUUAUAGGAGGGUUAAUAUGACGGGAUGCGAGCCGAACGCGAGGUAGAAUGGCCUCUCAUCUCCCAUGGAUCUCUGAGGGAUGGCAUCUUUUUACACUCAUCAUCACCAUCUUCCAAACGUGGACCUGCGGAGACUGUUCCACCGGCUCACUCUCGCGUCGUCUCUGAGCAUCCUUUGCUUCUCACUGGUUUACCUCCUCACCGGAUGCUGUCAGUCUGGGAUCGUCGAAAACUCAGACAACAAGCCAACCACGCACGGGUUGCUCACGCCGUACGAGAGGAACGCGUCAGCGGGGGACGGUGCGUUUGCGGCUCAGGAUCAGGCUCAGGCUCAGGCUCAGGCUCAGGGAGGGCUGGAGGCGAACAGCUCCGGGAAAGAAUGGACGGCCACGCGGAGGUUACCCCAAGCCCUCAUCAUCGGGGUUAAGAAGGGAGGAACAAGAGCUCUGCUGGAGUUUCUGCGGCUCCAUCCUGACAUCCGCGCUCUUGGAUCCGAACCGCACUUCUUUGACAGGCAUUACGCACGAGGACUGGACUGGUACAGGAGUAUGAUGCCUAAAGCACUGGAUGGCCAGAUUGUAAUGGAGAAGACGCCGCGCUACUUUGUGACAGUGGAAACGCCAGCAAGAGUCCACGCCAUGUCACAGGAGGUGAAACUGAUCGUGGUCGUGCGGGACCCGGUGACCCGAGCUAUAUCUGACUACACGCAGAUCAUCUCCAAGACACACGACAUCCCUCCCUUUGAGAGCCUCGCCUUUAAGAACCGUACCACAGGUCAGAUUGAUGCUCAGUGGAGCCCUCUAUGGAUCGGUCUAUACGCCCAACACUUGGAGCGAUGGCUUGCCUGGUUCCCCCGGGGUCAGGUCCAUCUGGUCAGCGGUGAAAGGCUCAUCUCCGAUCCAGCUGGGGAAGUUGGGAAAGUCCAGGACUUUCUGGGUCUCCAGAGGAUCGUCACGGACAAACACUUCUACUUCAACAAAACAAAAGGCUUUCCUUGCCUGAAGAAGCCCGAGGGGAGCAGUAAACCCCACUGCUUGGGGAAGACCAAAGGGAGGACGCAUGCCUCCAUCGACACGGAAGUGAUGCAGAAACUGAGAGAUUUUUACAAGCCCCAUAACCAGCGUUUUUAUCAGAUGGCGGGGCAGGACUUUGGAUGGCAGUGAAAAUGGCAAUUGAAAAUUGUUCGCGCACAAAUCAUUCAUUCAUUCAGAUGCAAAA